Messenger RNA from Cetraspora pellucida, 1167 nucleotides. The record is from the annotation of a GenBank genome assembly. Lineage: Eukaryota; Fungi; Glomeromycota; Glomeromycetes; Diversisporales; Gigasporaceae.
AUGUUCAUUAACACGAUUCUCAUUUUACUUGUUAUCAUAAAUGUUGGAGAUGCUUAUUAUUCACCACAAGGAUUACCACUUAGGUCGAAUACCGCAAACUUUCUCAUCGGUGAUAGGAUAUUUUAUACUGGAGGAGGCGUUUCAACUGAUCUGUUUUACCUUGAACUUGGUCAGGGGCCGUUCAAACUCACGGAUCCACCAUUUUAUCUUAUAAGAACAGAUAUGCCAAACUUAUAUGUAGAGUUUUAUGGAAAUGCUGUAGUAAUUGACCAAACCGCCUUCAUAUUUAUGACAAAUGAUGAUUAUAAUUUUAUCAAAAUCAGUAUUAGCCCAAACCCAGUAUCAUAUGUACGCAUAAAACGUAACGAAACGCAAAAUUCUAACCUUUCUCCCGGCCGAGGAAGACCUCGGACUGUGGUGGAUAAAAAUGGAUUGAUAUACAUGUGGUUUACUCCUGAUAAAUAUUCUAGUAUUGAUAAUGCAGAUGAAAAUUUAUACAUAUUUGAUUCGGUUAAAUAUAGUUGGUCUACAGUCAAGCCUCCAAUGCUCAUUAAAGAACCAAACACAGCUGAUUUAAAUUUGGUUGUUAUUUAUGAUACUGUGAAAGGUUUAUGGUAUAAUCAGUCGACAACGGGAACUAUUGAAUUUGGCUUCGAAUGCAUAGAUAGACAGCUUUAUAAUAACCAAAUAUUGUGCCUCGAUAUGUGGACUAACAAGUUUAAUGUGCUAGAUAUCUCUUCAUUUACUUGGUCCGUACAUAAUAUUUCGGAUCCGUCCAAUAGUGUUACUCCACUCCUUCCCAUUGUGAACCCAGGUGCAAUAAAUGUAUAUAAAGAUUGGAUGAUUUUUACUUUUUGUGCAGCUAGUACAAACGAUCAUCGAUUGAUGCUUGUAAUUAGUUUGACAAAUUAUACCUGGAUUAAUAGUAAUGGCAUAAUACCACUACUCCAAAAUCCAAACGAAUCUCUACCCCCGCAGAAUGAUGGUAAAUUGGCUGGAAAUGAGGAAAGCAAGGCGAAAGCCUUUAAAGUGCUACCGCGCUUCUCUAUCGAAUUUUCGGAAUUCACUCUGAUCCAAAUUUUAGGUUCAAUAACCAGAAUUGAGCCUAUAUUAAGAUCAACGUUUGGAUACCUGAUUCUUGGUUUAAGUAUAAUAAAAGACUUUUAA